Messenger RNA from Tauraco erythrolophus (red-crested turaco), 1859 nucleotides. Lineage: Eukaryota; Metazoa; Chordata; Aves; Musophagiformes; Musophagidae. The record is from RefSeq and is a predicted model, not a curated record.
GUGUAAAACUUCUGUUGCAUGGUCUUUGCUCCAACACCACAGUCAAAUCUUUGGAUUUGAAGGGAAAUAACCUGCGAACCAUGGGAGCUGAGGCUUUGGGAAAACUUCUUAGGGAGAACAAAUCCAUCAGGAGCCUAAUCUUGGAAUGGAACAGCCUUGGCAUGUGGGAGGAGGGCUUCUCCUUUUUCUGCCAAGGACUGGGAGCAAACAAGUUUCUCCAGCGGCUAGAUCUGCGCAAUAACCAGAUCAACCAUCAAGGGGCUGGAGAGCUGGCCGUGGCACUGAAGCAGAAUGUCAGCCUUCAGGAGCUCGAUUUACGCUGGAAUAACAUUGGGCUUCUGGGUGGCCGAGCUUUGCUGAACUGCCUGCACAGCAACAAGACCUUGAAGAGACUGGAGCUGGCUGGGAACAAUGUUCCUAGUGACAUCCUGAAAGCUGUGGAACAAGCCAUGGAUCACAACCAAGACCGUCAGACUAUCCUGAGGGAGACCCAGAACCGAACACACAUACUCAACAAGGAGGUUUUGAGUCUGAAGGAUGAGAAGACCAAGCAGUUCUUGGAUUUGAUGGACACUAUAGACAAGCAGAGAGAAGAAAUAGUCAGGAGUGACAGGGUGUCUGCAGCACGAGUCAGCCAGCUGCAGGAAGCGUUGGAUGAACAGCACUCUAUUAUGAGUUCACUGAAAGCCAAGCUGCAGAUGACUGAAGCUGCCCUGGCUCUGUCUGAGCAGAAGGUGCACAACUUGGGAGAGCUACUGAAUGCUGCAAAACAGGAGCAAACCAGCAUGGCUGAGUGCCACUUUAUGGAGCUCCAGCAGCAAAAGCAGGAAGGUGUUGAUCGGGAAGGCAAACUUUUGCGUGACUUGUCUGCUGCCAGUGAGAAAAAUCUGCUUCUAAGAAACCAGGUGGAUGAGUUGGAGAAGAAGUGCAAAGUGCAGCAGGAUCAGCUAUUCCAGUUAAAACAAGACCUGACCAACACAACUGCAGAGCUGAAGCUGCGGGCUGUCCAGGCUGAGGAACGCCUGGAAACGGAGAAGAGAAGAUUUAAACAAAGCCUUGAAGACAUGGAAUCCCUUCGAGUAAAAGAGGUGGAUCGUAUGACACAGCACAUUGGGGCCAGUGAACGUUCCAUGCAGGACCGGAUCCAGAGGCUGGAGGCCAUGAGGAUAGCUCUGGAGGAGGAGCUGAGCCACGUCAAAGCAGCUGCACUCACUGAGCGAGGCCAGGCAGAGGAGGAAUUAAUAAAAGUUCGGAAUCAGGCACGGUUGGAGGAGCAGCAACGACUAGAACACUUAGAAGAGAAGCUGCGGCUGAUGACUGAGUCACGAGAUGAAGCUCAGACCUGCUGCCUUAAGCAAAAACAAAUGGUUGCUGAGGCCCAAGCCAAAGCAAAUCAGUUGACCCUGCAUGCUGAUGGACUCAGAAGGCGGCUAGAGGAACUUCAGCAGGACCUGAACAGUAAAGAAGAGGAGAAAGUGACAGAGGUGAAUAAAGUGAAAGUGGAAUUACAGGAGCAGAUCGGACACCUGCAGGCUGAACGCACAGCACAAGAAGGGCUGAGAGAGAAGAUUGCAGCCCUGGAGAGACAGCUGAAAGCCCUAUCAAGUAAUCACCGCGAGGCACUGCUGGACAAAGAAGGUGAAAUCUCCAUGCUGCUGGAGAAGCUAAGAAUGAGAGAGGCAGACAUCUCGAGGAUGAGGGAAGAAGAGGCCCAGCGAGCAAGUUUCUUGCAGAAGGCCAUCAUGGCAUAUGUGCAAGGCUCCCCCUUGGGGACACACAGUUCUAGAAAAUGAGAGCAUGGCUUAAAGAGUCCAGAUACCUGCUGUCAGGAUGAGGGUCAGCAACUCAGGUGCAGCCCC